Saccostrea echinata is the source of this 2485-nucleotide messenger RNA. RefSeq names its product protein Wnt-16-like. The transcript is spliced from 4 exons. Gene Ontology annotation, cellular component: extracellular region. Gene Ontology annotation, molecular function: frizzled binding; cytokine activity. Lineage: Eukaryota; Metazoa; Mollusca; Bivalvia; Ostreida; Ostreidae. The record is from RefSeq and is a predicted model, not a curated record. Bases 133 to 1212 code for a protein of 359 amino acids. Gene Ontology annotation, biological process: multicellular organism development; neuron differentiation; canonical Wnt signaling pathway.
UGCAUACUAAAUGACGAUAAAGGUGCUUAAGGUGUAUCAGUGGCACUUGUGACACAGAAAAUCAUCUUCAAUGUAUCGAUACCUAGUGUUUCCGGAUAUUAAUCGUUUUAAGGAUUGGAUUUCUUUAACGUGAUGACGAUGGAUAAUUAUUCUGUCGAGCCUUGCCUGUGUAUUCUGUUUUUUCUAUGGGUUCUUAUUUCACCAUCACACUCCUUUGGUAACUGGAUGUAUUUAGGCGUUUCCUCAAUUACCGUACCAAAGGAGAAUUCAUGCAGCAAUUUCCCGGGUCUUGUUGACAAACAGAAAAAUCUUCUAUGCAUACAGAACCCACAGGCACUAAGGAGCGUCAGCGAAGGGGCGAAAAAAGCGAUUUACGAAUGUCAGGCUCAAUUUCGAAAUGAGAGGUGGAAUUGCACCCUGAGUUCAAAUUAUUCCAUUUUUGGACACGUGCUGAGAAAAGGUACAAGAGAGACAGCAUUUAUAUACUCAAUUCUAAGUGCGGGUGUCGUGCAUUCUGUGACGCAAGCAUGCACGGCGGGAAAUCUAACGGCGUGCACGUGUGAUGUGAGUGUACGUGAAGGUGAACAUACUGUGGAGGGGUGGAAAUGGGGGGGAUGUAGUGACAAUGUUCAAUAUGGAAUUGAAUUUAGCCGUCAGUUUGUUGACGCAUCGGAAACGCAACGUACUGAAAAAUCUGCUAAUAUUCGGAACAGAAUGAACCUACAUAAUUAUGAAGUGGGUCGACAGAUUGUUGCAGAGCUUAUGAAGUUUAGAUGUCGAUGUCAUGGAGUUUCCGGAUCAUGCGCGGUUCAGACUUGUUGGAAAGCGCUAUCUGACUUCCGGACGAUAGGAGAUACCUUAAAACGGAAGUACGAAUCACCAAUUCAAAUUGCCAGACGAUCUUUGCGAAAAUUAAAGAGAGCAGAAAAAAAGAAACGAAGAGUGCCUAUCACUAAUAUGGAGUUAGUCUACGUUCACAGAUCACCAAAUUAUUGUAAGGCGAACAAAAAGAGGGGGAUUCUGGGAACAAAGGGACGUGAAUGCAACAAAACGUCAUUAGGGUCAGACAGCUGUGACCUUCUGUGCUGUGGGCGUGGUUAUAAUACUCAAGUAGUGAGACUUGUUGAAAGAUGUGAAUGCAAAUUUAUUUGGUGUUGUUACGUAAAAUGCAAAACAUGCGAAACUCUUCUUGAUAAACAUACGUGCAAAUGAAGUUGAGCUCCAUUAAAUUACAUGUUUUGUGAUCAAAGCAAUAUUUCGCCAGAGAUGAACAUAUGUCUGGACAUCCUGAAUUUACCCGACAGACUCAGAGAUUUUGUCGAUGGAGAAAUGAAAAAGAGUGCAAAUGAAUUGCCUCCUUGUGAUAUUGCAAGAAGCAACUGUUCCCAUCCCGAAUUUACACGACACUUUUCUUUAAUUGUCGUAUAGUUUCUGAAUUUGUUCAGUAUCACACUUAGAAAUAGUACUGGUCCUUAUACGACAUAGAAGUAUACGCGUUUUAUUCAACGUUGUGGUCGCUUUGUGAUUCUGUAUCUUUUUAAAAAUAAUUUUAACCUAUAGUAUUUUGUCUAGACUGUGCGGCGACGGUUAUGAAUGUAAUAGGUCUCAGGAUGAACUCGUAUUUAACGAUGAAUAUCGAUAAUGAUGAUAAUUUAUUUCACAUUUCAUGACAUUUUUUUUUAUGAUUUUCUAAUUACCUGUACAUAUAUACAUGUAUCACAGUGCUGUCUUUACCUACAUUAACAAAUAUUAGAUCAUUUAGAUGUAUUCAGCAAAAGUAACUUUGCAUUCACAAUUUGCAUUUGAUUUCAUACUUUUCUUUUUUAAUCUUGUUAUAUGCUUUAUUUUGUUAUAGUUUUACCACAGUUACAUAUUUACAAUUGUCUGUUUCCAUUAUACAUUGUACAUAAAUCUGCUUGUACAUGUUUAUAAAAGUACCAAACCAAGUUUGUACCUUUUAUCUAUUUUUCACAGUAGUAUAGUAUAGUGCAAUGGUAAUAAAUUUCAGUAAAUUAAACUUUGAAAGAGGUAUAUUUUAAUAAUGACAUUUUAUUUACGGUGUAUCUAUGGAACGGACCAUUAAGCAAUGAGUCGAGAAAGUGUUAAUUCUGGUUAAUUAAUAUUAAUGUAUGUUAAUGUAACGAUACAUUUGCAACAGGUGUUAAAUUUGACGAAUCAAUUGCUACAGCAUUUAUCUUUAUAAUUGUUGUAAACUUGUUUUUUUUUUAAAUCUUCUCUCUCAAAACUGUAUAUCUUGUCUGUAUAUAUAUUCAUGAAAAAGAACAAUUAACAACAAAAAAUGGAAGUUUGAUAAAAUACAGGUGAAAUGCGCAAAUAUGGCUCCACUUUUUGUCAUACCAUGAGCGAUAACAUCUUUUGCUGCAUCUUUUACACUGUUUAAGCGAGAACAAGUCGCAGUGCCUCCAUUAUACGGUCUUGGAGACAGUAAAUAAAUUCGUAGAUCACACUCUACAAAACAAAGUAA